CUUGAGUAUAUAUAACUGCCAAGUCCAAAUUGUAUCAAUUGUUUCUGAUAUUGUUAUCAACAUAAUUUCAACUUAUCCACCUUCUUCCACUGAAAACCGCCACCAUGUCGUCGACCCGAACACAGAUGUUCCCUCCGUCGCCUACUUUUACGGAGGAUUCUUUGCCCUCCCUAUCUUCCCGAGUCUAUAUCAUCACCGGUGCAACUUCUGGAGUCGGUUUUGAACUCGCCAAGAUCCUCUACUCCAAGUCCGCAGUCGUCUAUCUUGCUGCCCGAAACGGCUCGAGGAUUACGUCAUCAAUCCAAGCCAUCAAAGAAUUGUUCCCCCAAUCCACUGGCCGUCUGGAGGCCCUGGAGGUCGAUCUAUCUGAUUUGCAGAGCAUUGCACCAGCGGUAGAGCGCUUCAAGGGAAAGGAGACUAGACUCGAUGGUCUGGUGCUGAAUGCAGGAGUAAUGACUCCACCAGAUGGGAGCAAGUCCAAGCAGGGACAUGAGCUCCAAAUGGGAACAAAUUGUCUGGGGGGUUAUACUCUGCUGCGCCUGUUGGGGGACGCGCUUAUAAGCACUGCGAGUCUUGCGGAAAAAGCCAGUGUGCGAGUCGUGUGGCUGGCGAGUACCAUGAUGGGGAUCCCCGAAGCCGGUGGCAUUGUCUGGGACGAGGCAAAGAACGAGCCAAAGGUUGUGAAGAGCCAAAUGGAAAAUUACAUGAUGACCAAGGUCGGAAAUAUUCUCUUGUCGCAUGACGCAGCAAUGCGACUAGGGACCCAUGGAGUCAUCUCUGUGUCGGUCAAUCCAGGAUUCCUCAAGACAGAACUUCAACGACAUCUCCCAGCUCCAGCUGCCUUCGUCAUGGGUAUGGUGUUCAAACCAGCCAAGUUUGGAGCGUACAGUGAAUUGUUCGGAUUACUGUCCCCAGAGAUCACAUCUGAAAAGAAUGGCUCCUUCAUCAUCCCUUGGGGUCGCUUCGGGCGUCUCCCAUGCGGCAUUCAAUCUGCGUUGAAGACCAAGGAGCAGGGGGGCACUGGUGUGGCUCAGCGCUUCGUCGACUUUUGCGAGCGAGAAACUACGGCAUACAAAUGA
Ilyonectria robusta is the source of this 1079-nucleotide messenger RNA. RefSeq lists its product as uncharacterized. The transcript has 3 exons. The coding region runs from base 105 to 1079 and encodes 324 amino acids. Lineage: Eukaryota; Fungi; Ascomycota; Sordariomycetes; Hypocreales; Nectriaceae. The record is from RefSeq and is a predicted model, not a curated record.